Molecule: messenger RNA, 831 nt
Organism: Spodoptera littoralis (African cotton leafworm)
Lineage: Eukaryota; Metazoa; Arthropoda; Insecta; Lepidoptera; Noctuidae
Source: the annotation of a GenBank genome assembly
AUGUUCACAAUAUUGAGUACUAUUUACUUGUUAAUCGGGAUCAGCCAGGUGGAGUUGGUGCGUGGCACAGACUGUCAAUGUGGCAAGCCUUCAGACAGAGUGGUGUCGAUGAGGAUAGUGGGAGGGAGGAGAGCGGAGCCGCAUUCAUUUCCCUGGACCGUGGCCAUCUUGAAAAUUGAACGGAUGCAUUGCGGUGGAGCGAUGAUCACGAACAAGCACAUUCUAAGCGCGGGACACUGUUUUAAAUGGGAUGAUUUCAGAACCAUGGAGGUUUUAAUAGGACUGGAUAAUAUAGAUGAUUUAAAAAAUGUUGAGAAACGAAAUAUUUCUAAGGUUGUGAUACAUGAAGCGUUUACAUCUACUGCGGUUAGAGAUGAGAACGAUAUUGCUAUCGCUACUUUGAACCGGCCAGUUGAAUUCAGUGAAACUAUCGUGCCAAUAUGCCUACCUACACCUGGUGAAGUUUUUUCAAAUAGGAUAGGAACUAUAGUCGGUUGGGGUAGAGUGGGUGUUGAGAAAUCAUCGUCAAAAGUAUUACUAAAAGCAAGUCUUCGAAUACUAUCCGAUGAAGAUUGUAUGAAUUCACAACUGUCACAGCACCUCAAACCUACUAUGAUGUGUGCCUUCUCAAAGGGAAAGGAUGGGUGUCAGGGCGACAGUGGUGGGCCUCUUUUAGUUUUCCAACCUGAAGGAAGAUAUGUUCAAGCAGGCGUCGUUUCUUGGGGUAUUGGGUGUGCAGAUCCCAGGUAUCCUGGGGUAUACACGAAAGUCAGCAAUUACAUCGAUUGGAUCACUAGCCAUACGUCGGACGGUCUAAAAUGUGAUCACUAA